GUUUACUUAGCUGCGUUGCAACAACAACUGAUCCAGGACUUGUCGUUUUUUUGUGUUCCUUUCUCACCAAAAGAGCUCCCUCGAAGCAGUCUCAUCGGCUUUAAAAGGGAAGCUCAGACUUCCCUCUCCCCAGCCACUUCAACCAGCUCCUCCGGUGGGAUCCCAAGGCGUUUCCAGGCCAGCCGAGAGACAUAGUCUCUCCAGCGUCUCCUGGGUCGUCCCCGGGGCCUCCCGCCGACAUCACUGGUGACGAUCUUCACCCUGAGAAGCACGAUUCCCCCCACGAUAUACAGGAGGAGGAGUCAAAGAUGUCGGACAUCAAACAGGAAGCGGAGCCAGAGACCCCCAGGAUUAAAGAAGAAGAACAGGAAGAGGAAACCACUUUUCCACUGACUGUCAUUGUGAAGAGCAAAGAAGAUGAACUUUCAAGCGCAGAGAGCGGAGCCGCGAAACCUUCGGGCGGCAUCUCAUUUCAACACCUGACAACAAAUGAAGAGGCAGUAUCGCAACUGGACGGCCUCUUGCUGAAGAUUUCCACCCUGAGAAGCACGAUCCCCCCCCACAUUAAACAGGAGGAGUCAGAGAUGUCGGACAUCAAACAGGAAGCGGAGCCAGUGACCCCCUUCAUUAAAGAAGAAGAACAGGAAGAUGAAAUCACUUUUCCAUUGACUGUCAUUGUGAAGAGCGAAGAAGAUGAACUUUCAAGCGAAGAGAGCGGAGCCGCGAAACCUUCGAGCGGCAGCUCAUUUCAACACCUGACACCAAAUGAAGAGGGAAAAUCGAAACCGGACGGCCUCUUGGCGCCACUCUCAAACAGUGAAGACGUGACAACCCACUCUUCGGAUUUUACCACUGAUGAAGAGGAUGUGGACGUUGACCCAAAGUCUAGGAAAUCUUUAAAAAAGUCAUCAUUGACAAGAGAUUCAAAAAACUACGCGGGUGGGAAACGAUUUGCCUGCACACAUUGCGAUAAAAUAUUUUCUUGGAAGCAUCACUUACAAAGACACAUGCAUACACACACUGGGGACAGACCAUUUGCCUGCUCAGUUUGUGGUAGAAGAUUCAACGAUAAGGGAAAUUUAAACAAACAUGCAACUAUACACACUGGAGAGAAGCCAUUUGCCUGCUCAAUUUGCGAAAAAACUUUUUCUUGGAAGUCGCAGUUAAUAAGACACAUGCAUACUCACACUGGAGAAAAGCCUUUUCUCUGCACAGUUUGUGAUAAGAGAUUCAUCACGAAGAUAGAAUUAAACUAUCAUAGUAGAACACACACCGGCGAAAAGCCUUGUGUCUGUACAUGUUGUGGUAAAAGAUUCACACGAAAGGGAGAUUUAACCAAUCACAAAAGAGCACACACUGGAGAGAAGCCUUAUCCCUGCUCAUUUUGUGAUAAAAGGUUUUGUGUGAAGCAAGCGUUAACAAGACACACGCGCAUGCACACUGGAGAGAAGCCUUUUCCCUGCUCACUCUGCGAUAAAAGAUUCUCAGAGAAUGGAGAGUUACUCAGACAUGGAAGAAAAUGGCAUGGAGUUAGUAAGAAAACACUCACACAGGAGCAGCAUUACGAAUCGCACUCAAGAACCCACACCGGGGAAUAACCUUUUAAUUGCAGUGUGUGACAAAAGAAAUGAUUGUGUAGAUCCUGCUCAUUUUCAGAACUAUUCAGUAUUCAUGAUUUCAUACCUUUUAUUUGAUUGAAUUGGGAUACUUCUCUUUCUGUUGGGGUUGUUCCAUCACAUGAUUCUUUUCCGAUUGUACUGCUUUCCGUUUUUAUUUUGAACUUUGGCAUUUAAAAUACUUUGAUGCUGCACUUGUUUUUGUUGUUUGUUCAAUUCAGUGUUGUUUUUGGCAGCCUUAUUGAUUCUCGUCUUAAUCUUUUGGACAAAAAUACUUCUUAGUUGUAGUCAUGUUUUAGUCAUUUCAAAAUGUGUUAGUCUUCAUCUACUUUUAGUCGACAAUUAGUCAAAAUGUUUUCGUCAAUAUGUAACGGGUAUCUCAGAUUUGCUAAUAUUGUAUGUUUUCUAAUUACACAAAAAUUCAAAGAUGGAACUUUUUUGUUUGUAUGUUGUUUGUUUCCCCUAUGUCAAUUGUUAACGCAACACCUUGGGUGCACUUAGUUAUCCCCUUUUCUGUGUGGAUGUCAAUGGGGAGGUAAGUGCCAUUUGCAUGUGGAGACUUUUGUUCUAAUAUGUAAUUUCCAGGCGUAUAUUCAAGUAUAAAAAUCGCAUUGCAUCUCUUUUUGUAUUUUAAACAGGGGCACGUUGUUAACGCCAAGUUUAAUGAGAGGAUUGUGUCUUUUUGUGACUUGUCAGAAAUUAAAUGCACAUCACAUCACAGUCUUGACUCCCGUUGUCCUGUUAAACAUACAAUCUG
Molecule: messenger RNA, 2373 nt
Organism: Corythoichthys intestinalis (scribbled pipefish)
Lineage: Eukaryota; Metazoa; Chordata; Actinopteri; Syngnathiformes; Syngnathidae
Product: zinc finger protein OZF-like
Exons: 3
Coding region: 309-1598 (429 amino acids)
Source: RefSeq, a predicted model, not a curated record